AAAUCCUUCUUGAAUGUUAUCAAAGAUGACUGGUGAUGUCAUGCGUUUUUCCGACGAUCACCUGAUCUAUUGUGCGCCGUUAAAAGACCAAUAAAAACACACUUGCUCCCCACACACGCUCGGAGGAUGGAGAUUGGCCUGAGAUUAGCAGUGAGUUUGUUCAACUUAUUAAUUGCAGUUGUUGGCGGCUCCUUUAAUGAUGACGUGGAACGAACGAUUCCUUCAACAGACGCUCUGAACGGUGCUGGUGUCAGCGCUGAGGAUCCAUUGGUGAAAUGUAGCCUGCAGGGUUCUGCCCGCCUGCCUGCCUUUUCCAUGGAUGGGGACUUUGUGAUUGGAGGGGCUUUCUUCAUUCACUACCAAAUGCACACACUGGUAAACAACUACAUCAAAAAGCCCGAGCUGCCGAGAUGCACAGGAAGCUUUAAUGCCCGGGAUCUGCGCUUCUCUCGCACAAUGAUCUUUGCAAUUGAGGAGAUCAACAACAGCACAGAGCUGCUGCCGGGCAUCAGACUGGGUUAUCAGAUCUAUGACACAUGCUCCUCUGUGCCAGUGGCCGUGCAUGUGGCAUUUCAGCUGUCAAACGGCCCGGAUCCUGUGUUUUACAAAGGAGAUAACUGUUCUCAGUCUGGAGUGGUGGUGGCAGCUGUGGGAGACUCUGGAUCCACUCCAUCCAUCAGCAUGUCACGCAUCAUCGGGUCUUUCAACAUCCCUCUGGUGAGCCACUUUGCCACUUGUGCCUGCCUGUCCGAUAAACACGAGUACCCGACUUUUUUCAGAACGAUUCCCAGUGAUUAUUACCAAGCCGCUGCAAUGGCCAAACUGGUGAAACACUUUGGCUGGACCUGGAUCGGAGCCGUCCAUUCGGACUCAGAUUACGGAAAUUACGGCAUUGCAACCUUUCUUGAGACGGCACGCAGAGAAGGGAUCUGUGUGGAGUACAUCGAGUCCUUUGACUGGACCCACCCACAGAGCAAAAUCCGAAGAGUCGCCGACGUUAUCCGGAGGUCAACAGCAACAGUAGUUGUGGCAUUUGCAGCUCCUGGAGACAUGAAAAUCCUCUUUGAAGAGCUGGCAUGGCAGCCAGGUCCACCUCGGCAGUGGAUUGGAAGCGAGGCCUGGAUAACUGACCCAAAUCUGAUGAGCUUCAGUUUCUGCACAGGAGCCAUCGGUGUGGCCAUUCAGAAAUCUGUGGUCCCAGGUUUGAGAGACUUCCUUUUAAAUCUCUCUCCCUCUGAAGUUUCUGCGUCCUCAGUUCUCACUGAGUUCUGGGAAGAUGCGUUCAACUGCAGCCUGACAAAAGGUGAGAAAGUUUCUCCCUCAGUUUGUUUUCGGCGUAAUCACACAAACUAGUGACUGCAUGCAUUACAUUAAACAAAACAAUUGUUUUAACUUGAUGAUACUUGAUACGUAAUUGGUAAGAAAUGUUUUCCAGGUAUUUUUCAGGGUGUAAAUCGCUUCUUCUGCUGUUAUUAAAUGUGCCAGUUUCAUGUUUCUUUAUUUGAUUUGGAUCAAAGUGUUGAUUUGAAAUACUCCACGAAAAAUAGAUUUGCAAAAAACACUCCCAAACUUCUUAUUUAUUGUGUACGAAACAUAAUUUUCAAAUUAAUCAAGUACAAUGGUGAAUUGUUUUUAUAAUCUAAAUAGAUGUCAAUCAUAAAUUUAAGCAGUAAAACUGUCAAAUUGUUUGUGAAACUUAAAAUAAGAUGUACUCUGAACCACAGAGUUACUAAUUUCAUAUUAAACCACAAUAUUGUAAUGUUUGUGAAAGUUUGCCUGUUUA
Molecule: messenger RNA, 1783 nt
Organism: Poecilia reticulata (guppy)
Lineage: Eukaryota; Metazoa; Chordata; Actinopteri; Cyprinodontiformes; Poeciliidae
Source: RefSeq, a predicted model, not a curated record